AUGUCCUCGAAUCCGGUUGCUCCCAAAACUUCGAAGAAGAAUGAAAUGGACUUUGAAAUCUUCAUGGAGGCCCUUCGAAUGAGCCACGCCCAAUCCAUGAAGGGUCUAAUGAGUCGACAGAACAAGAAGAUUAUGGUCGAAUACAACCGGCAGAUGAAGAAACAACUCAGGUUUGUGGCCAAUUCCGAGAGAACUUUCAUCCUGCCGCAUGAGGAAGGAGAGGAGAAGAGUGCAGUGAGUUUAUGGCUGAUUUUGGGGUAGCACGUCAAUCCAGCGAAUUUCCUGAACCGUUUCGAAACUUCGUAAAGUUUUCAUUGAUUUAAAAGCGAGACGAAAUGUCGCGAAAUUAUCGGCACUUUUUCUCGGCCGAAAUAAUUGCUUUUUCUUGAAAAGGAAGAAGAAAGAUAAGAAAAUGCGUUUUAUCGGAUAGUGACAUUUCGUUUUGAACGAAUCGCCAAAAAGGGGCGGGAAGUUUUUUCUUCUAUUUUGGAUUGACGUGGGUAGUUUUUUGGGAAAAUAGGACGUCGAUUACCAAAAAAUUGCAUCCGGAAAGAAAAAAUAAUUUUUUGUGAUUUUUGUAGGCUUGAGAUUGUCAAAAAUUAUGAACGACCAUCAGAGAACAGAAAUUAUGGGUGAAACCAUCAUUUUCUAGCCUAUUACAUAAAAAAAUUUUUCCAAGCUGCGCCCGAGCUUGGAAUUCAUUUUUCCUUCGCUGAAGUUGUUUCCCAAGUUUUUCCCGACCUGUGCCCUACCUUAGGUUGAACUUUUGGAAAUUACACAAUUCGUCCUGGCUUCGAAACUAAAAAUUAUAUUAUUUUUUACGAUUAAAGUUUUUUUUUUGAUUUUGACCUGUAGUCUGCAAAAAAAAUGUAAGCAGGGCAAAAUAUUUUGAGUUUUAAAAAAUUUUUCUUUAGGUUAUCCUAGUAAAAAAUUAUUUUUUCAGGACGAACCUCCACCUUCUUUUGCUCAAUACGUGGAAGAUGUUCAAAAAGUUCAUGAUCUCCACGAAAACUUUAUCGAAUUCAAGAACAAAUUGGCCGCACAAGCUGAGGAAAAGUUCAAAAAAGAUGUAAGUUGAAGAUUACUCUGGGAUUUUUAGAAAGAAAAAAUUUGAUUUUCGAAGGGUUUCCUUCGAAGAAUCAUUGAUUUUUUUUUAAAUUUUUUUAAUUUUUUUCUCCAGAUGGCCUUGCUCGAUUACCUCCAAACAUUCGAAGAGAAACGUCAAGAAAACAAAGGAGCACCGAUUUACGAUAUCCCGGCAGACCAGUUGGCUUCCGAAGAUACCGUUUUGAUUCAACAAAUCCGCGUCUUUGUCCAGAAAAAUCAAGAAAGAGCCGAAAAAGAGAAUGAGGAGGCCGAGAGGUUCCUGUACGACUGCCCUGGAGUCGAAUUCAGCUCAUUUGGCGGCUGCUGUCGCAAGAAUUCUUAA
Bursaphelenchus xylophilus (pine wood nematode) is the source of this 1429-nucleotide messenger RNA. The record is from the annotation of a GenBank genome assembly. Lineage: Eukaryota; Metazoa; Nematoda; Chromadorea; Rhabditida; Aphelenchoididae.